AGGCAGUUUACGUCAGUUCGACAAGAAUGAGAAUUUUCAACCUUACCUUUUUGUCACUUACCAUCUUAGUGAUUCUCUCUGCUGUGGACGUUGGUGAAUGCUCAAUCCUUGAACAAAUAAGAAGAAGACCAGGAGUGCUCAGCAAAUUGCCGAAGAUCCCCAUUGACAAGUACAUGUGUAGACUUAAACCUGCUGGAUUUAGUACAUUUAGACAUGUUUGAAAUUAUUUCCGGUGAAAUAAAAGAAAAGCUGUG
Messenger RNA from Cylicocyclus nassatus, 254 nucleotides. NCBI's taxonomy places the organism in Eukaryota, Metazoa, Nematoda, Chromadorea, Rhabditida, Strongylidae. The record is from the annotation of a GenBank genome assembly.